This is a messenger RNA of Etheostoma spectabile (orangethroat darter), 7785 nucleotides long. It is a transcript of the gene slc2a4rg, whose product is annotated as SLC2A4 regulator. Gene Ontology annotation, cellular component: nucleus. The transcript has 9 exons. Bases 215 to 1807 code for a protein of 530 amino acids. The record is from RefSeq and is a predicted model, not a curated record. Lineage: Eukaryota; Metazoa; Chordata; Actinopteri; Perciformes; Percidae. Gene Ontology annotation, biological process: regulation of transcription by RNA polymerase II. Gene Ontology annotation, molecular function: RNA polymerase II cis-regulatory region sequence-specific DNA binding; DNA-binding transcription factor activity.
ACAAUCUUUUAUUCUCCUGACCCGGGCGGCUUUUUGGAUAUCCUUGGUAGUGGUGGUGGCAACUUUACAUGUAGACUAGAAUAGAAGUUAAGACACAGACAGUUAGUUAUCGACUAGCGAAAAUCCUGAUAAAUGUAUCUUACUCCAGCAAUUUGCACUAAAACCUAUAGAAAGCUGGUUUUCUUUCUUUAGUCCCCACUCGCCCAGUCUGAAUAUGGAUUCUAGAUAUAUUUUGGAGCAACCGUCGGUUGGGACAAGCGUCGCUGGUGCGGAUUUUAACUGCCGCUCCGUGCUCCGCGACAACCGGGUCCCUACGGUGGAGAAAAACGGCCCCAUGCCGGUGUACACAAACGGGCCCGUCUUUUACAAAUUUGUAAUGGGCGGCGGCUCAGUAUCGGAGGUUAAAGGACAGCGAACCUCUCCAAAAGGGAACGGACUUUCUCCGGGUGAUCGAAUAUUGUACGACGUUGAAAAAACUGGCCUGGGGGACCAAAAAGACACUAGUUCUUCUGGGAUCUUGAAGAGGGCUAGCCCUACUCACUGUCCAGGCAUAAACGGGCAGUUCCCGGGCAGCUUCAUGCACUUGGACAUCAGGAAUCCAGGAAAACAUGCCGAGCUGCCCAACAACUUCAAGGCAGCACAAGGGCGGAUCGUACCACUGACAGAGAGGCAACCCCUCCCUUCCUCCCACAUCCCCGUCCCCAGAAACAGGAAGCCCUCAGGUCAUGCUGAUAAGGAGGUGAUGGCUGCCACCGUUCUUACCUCACUAUCCACGUCCCCUUUGGUGCUCAACCCUUCCUCAGCAGCCACAGUCCCAGAGCCAACCAGCAAGGCCUGGAAAGAGAUGCUGUCAGCUAGCUACAGCAGUUCGACCAGUGGAAACUGGAGCUUGGACACCAGCGACCAAUCCGUGCCCUCCACACCAUCUCCACCUCUUUCCAGUGAUACCAACAAGAACUUCCUGCUCUCGUCCCAGGGUUAUGAUGUCAGUGAGGAUGUCCAAGAGAGCACACACUUCAUGUUUGAGGACCCCAUACCUCGGAAGCGAAAGAACUCCAUGAAAGUGAUGUUCAAGUGCUUAUGGAAGAAUUGUGAAAAGGUCCUCAGCACCUCCUCAGGGAUCCAGCGACACGUCCGCACCGUCCACCUGGGGCGAAGCAGCGACUCGGACUACAGCGAUGGAGAGGAGGACUUUUACUACUCGGAGAUCGAGGUCAACGUGGACAGCCUUACAGAGGGCUUGUCCAGCCUCACGCCCACCUCCCCCACCACGUCUGGCCCUCCGCCGAUCUUCCCUCCACCCCUCACCGCUGUCCCUCACUCUGAACAUAUCAAUAUGAACGAUUCGCAGAGCCAAGCCCCGACGCUGCUCAGUCAGUCAGCUCCUUCCACGCUUUGUCACAUCCGCACUGACCACGCCUACCAGGCCACUGCUCCAGUGAGUAUCCCAGUGGGUCCUGAGCUGGCUGGGUUAGGCACUGGUAAUGGGACCGGGCCUGGAAUUGGGACAGGGAACGGCAUCAGUGUGUCAUGGCAAUCCCCUCCUGUCAUUUUCAAAGGCGUCCCGGGGCCUGUUGCUCACGUCCGGACAGUUAGCAUCGGUGAAAAGCGGCAGCCCACAGCCAGCACACACACCACUGUUAACAAGAACCAUGCUUUAAUAACGCCAGCACCUAAAUCAACACCAGGAACCAGGAAACCCCGUGGGGAGGCAAAGAAGUGCAGAAAGGUGUACGGCAUGGAGAAGAGAGACAUGUGGUGCACAGCCUGCCGCUGGAAAAAAGCCUGUCAGAGAUUCACCGACUAAUCCAGUUGCCUCCCCGUGUCCGUGAGAUGAGCUCUUUCUCACUCGGAGCGACAGAUGUAUGUGGACUCUUCCACUGAGGAGACGAGGGGAGAUGUCUUCACAAUGGAACUCUGUGUUGCUUCCUCCAGCAUUACAGGGAGUUUGCCGUCUCUCUUUUCCGUUUCCAAAAAACAAAGAGAAAAUACAACUGGUGGGUAAAAACAAACAACAAAAAAUCUGCAAGAAAAAAAGAACUUUAUGCAGGUUUGGAGACUCUUUCCAAGACUGAAACUCAUGAAUAAGGAAAACAUUUAAAUGGGAACCUUCUGAUUUGAUUUUUUUUUUUCUCUUGCCAUUUUUCACAGCCUCAACCGAAGGCAAUGUUUAAAGACUACAGAUACGCUUUUUGGUAUACUCAUACUGGUAUGUUGUUUAUUAUAGGAGCAUCAAAUAGUCUACUGUUUAUGGGGUGGAACGUGACUUUUUGGAGGUUCAAGGGUUAACACCAGAUUUGCUCGGUAAGACCUCUGUAGCAUAUCCGUUUUUCACUGUUAAAGUGACAUAAAACCUACCAAAGGCAGAAAGCCUGUUCACUUACAACCAACAGUUUAGAUGUAAGCUAAAUCCUGAAUCUAGCAUCACUGUCUUCUUCAGCCUUACUUGAUAUCGACUUCAUGUUGAAGUACAUAUUGUUCAUUAAGCAAAUUCUGUACAGCUAGCUCUACUUCACACACUGCACAAAACCCUCACACACAAGUGGUACAAAAGGGUUACCCUUGACUUUCCAAAAUAUUUUUGAGAGAUGUACACAAUAUAUGAAAUAUCUCUUCUUCUCUAUGCUUGUAUCCAAGUGAUAUGCACCAUGAAGAUUUAAGUCCUCUUUUAGAGUAUCAAUGAAACCACAGUGUAUGCCUGAAAGAGUAGGUAUCUAUUUCCUAUAUAGAGUUUAUUAUCAGCAGCAACUAGUAGUUGCACUGUGCAAUCAGCAGGAUUCCAGCGUUUAAUAUUGUCUUGCUUUGUGGUUGUCAUUAUUACCAUAAUUGAGGUGAGUUGAAGCAGAAAGGCAAUUUUUUUUUCCUUUGACAGCUGAGGUUCUUAAUGAGAUUGUUUACCAGGAUGAAUGAUACAUGAAUGAUCGUUGCCCUUUGAAACUUUAACUUAAAGUCUGACUGAUGUAACUUGUGUAUGUAGGUAAAUAACAGAGAUUGUAACCCAGCAGUCACUAUCUGAUAAAACGUCAGGCAUUUAAAUUCAUUUCUUAGUUUUAAUUGGAGAAGUUACCCAAUAUUUAGUCUUUGGAAUAACUCACUGGUAUAAAUCACUAACCAGCAUUGCAACAUGUGUAGAAACUUCAUAGGAACCAAGACUUUUCCUAUGUUUUUUGUAGACGUUGUGUUUAACCCUUUUAGUAUGGUCUGAAAACCAUAAAAUCAGUCAGUGCUGAGCAGCAGUGUAGGUAGGCGACUGUAUACUGAUUGUUACAGAAGCGGAGCAACAGUUUAAAAAUGCUUCACAAAGUAAAGAUUGUUUAGAAUGGUCCUGUAAUACAAACUGUCAGGCCUGCUUUCCCAAGCCUAGAAGAAAUAUAGGCUAUUAGAUAUAUCCCUUUCACUUGGUAAAAAAAAAAAAUCUAUGAAAAAUAGCACCCUUUCAUUUUAAAGCCUUUUUUAACCAGUUUGGCAAUUCUAUAUUAUUAUCUAAGAUAUACUUUGAUGAAAGAAAAAAUGGCAGUGGUAACCUUACAUUAGCAUUUAAAGGAGCAGUUUGUAGCACUAAGUGGCGGAAAUAUUGACAGAAAUGGAAUAUAAUCUUCAUAAUUAUGUUUUCAUCAGUAUUUUACAUGAAAAUGAGAAUUGUGUUUCUGUUUGAGCUUAGAAUAAACCCUUAAUAUCUACAUAGGGAGUGAGUCCUCUUCCCUGGAGUAUGCCAUGUUGUACCGCCAUGUUUCUACAGUAGCCCAGAAUGGACAAACCAAACACUGCCCCUAGAGAGGGCCUCUCACGUUUUUCUAUUACCUGAAGGCCACCAAAGGUUCUUUGGGGUCAGGGAAGGGGUAUGCAGUUGGUUACAAUCUGCAUACUCACCGCUAGAUGCCAUUAAAUCCUACACACUGCUCCUUUAAUCUUUUAGAGAAACUUGGAUUAUUAUUAUUAUUAUUAUUAUUAUAUAUACUGUAUACAGUUUGUGUGUGUGUGUGUGUGUGUGUGUGUGUGUGUGUGUGUGUGUGUGUGGUGUGUGUUUGUUGUGUGUGUGUGUGUGUGUGUGUGUGUGUGUGUGUGUGUGUGUGUGGAAAAGACACUCUACAGUGUUCCUACAAAAGACAAAUACAAAGUCAACUAGUUAUUCUUUGAAGGUUACCAGCCAAAAACUGUACCCCGGCAGGGUGAAGUGUAUUUUCAGUAAUGCUCUCUUGUUGGGGAUACUAAUGAUAAAGGGAAAUACAUAACUACACAUCAGUAGUUAUAGUUAACAACAUUUUCAAGUAAUUCCUAAAUUCAGAGAUCCCCAGAAGAUUAUUUGUAUCAUUAGUAACGUAUAGUCAUUAACUUGCUCCAAGCCGACUUAGUACAUGAUAUUGAGAAAAGACAAAAAUCAUUUUAAAAAAAUGAUAACUUCUUCCGCUUCCCAUUAACUAUAGUUAAGCCAAUUUAUUUAUUUAGCUCAAAAUCACAAAUUUGCCUCACAGGGCUUAUCAACCUGUGACACCCUCUAUCCUAAGAAAGAAAAACUCUUAACAGGUAUUUUAUCGGAUCUGCUCUUGUGACAGUAGGUGGAUAGUUUUGAAGAGAUUCCCUCUUGUACUGUUAGCAGCUUUUUGAAUGUAGAUUCUGCUGUGUGUCGUCUACUCUCUAAGCGCUCCUGACACUGACCUGACCACCUUAGCAACGUAUGACACUUGCACAAACACAGUGCCUGUCCUCUCCUAUAUGAGCAUAAAUCAUUGGCUGAGGUACAGUCUGACUUCAGACUUCUGUCGCCAUAGAAACACCUGUGCUUUCUCCUGUCGCCACCAGGUCACCGGUGCCGUCUGCUGUUGGCUGAAACCAUGUUAUCGCUUGUCAAUGAAAGCAGAUGCUUGACUGUUAAUUGGUGGCUUGAAGUCAAACAUAUUAAGCACACAUGUUAGCCGGAAUAGUGGUAAAACAAUAUCACAUUAAUUUCCCAUUAUAAAUCACCUGUUUUUUGUUUUGAAAAUGAAUGAUCCUGCCUGUAAACCAUUUAUUCCACUGGCAUCCUAGAUAAGCUUCCGGUCAGAAACUUCACAAGUGCCAAUGAAAAGAACAUAAAAAGGAAAAAGGUAUACUGACCUAAUGAAAUUGCACUACGUUGCACUGUGCAAAUGCGUGAUGUUUUUAUACAUGGACAUUUUAUAUACACAAAUUUUGAAGUAAAAUGAUUUUCUUAUUUUCCGAGAGGGUGGGAGUGAUAUCAUCACUGCCCGAUAGAAGAAAUGGGGUGUCAGGGAUAGGGGGUUCUGUACCCCUAGGGUCCCCCAUUAAUAGCCUGUCUUGCUCUCUGUCAGAUGUAUUGUACUAAACAUACUGUCUGUUUUUUUUUUUUAGAAGUGUGGUACUGGGAAGUACAGUGUGGUACUAAAGGUAGUCAAUCACUUUUCUUUGGAGGAGUGCCAAGGGCCGAAAGCAGCACCUGCCUUGUCUCAGUGAUGGGAUAACACCAGUCUCAGUCUGUGGCUUCACAUUAAUGUCUUCAUAGCAGAUGCUUUUACAGUGCUUUACUGCCUUGAGUUUAUUUUUUUCCAAAAUACUCACACACUUCUUUACAUUUUACUGAGCUGAGGUAGUAACUAUGUAGAUACUGUUAUUAGUGCUAGUUACCACUUUUAAUUCUGUUAUCUCUGGUUUGGUCGUUCAUUGAGUGUCGAAUGCACACCAUCAGGUCUCUCUCCAUCAUAAGCACUUUUAGAUUCCACCAGCAGAGUAAGAGGCAGAUGGUAUUAAAUGCUGGUACUAAAUGGCAUGUGUUAAGCUAACAGGUUCCUGAGGUUGCCGCUAUUCCACCUUUUUUUUUAUGUUUUGUUUUUUUUCUUUUUCCUCGAGUUGCACUAUACUGGCCUGUGAAGAUCAAGGCUCAAGUCGUAUCAGUAAGAGCUCUGCUCAAUGAUUUUGGCUUGUGUCAUUAUGGCCAGAAAGAACUGUGGGUACAAAGUUGCUCUUUUGGAGUUUUUGAAAAAAUACAUCACAACUUUCACCUAUAAAAUGGGAGCUGGAGAUUGACGGUAACUGUUAGUGUUAAUGUGUGUACAGGGGAAGAGAGCAGACAGCAGUGGCGAUAUAAAGAUGGAUUUGCCGUUUCAGGGCUUUCUUGUACAUAAUGCAAUAUAAAGAGAACCAUGAGGCUUUUUCAUAUAUUGUUGUUGUUUUUCUUGUUAAAUGAAAAGUAUACUUUUUUACAGUAUAGUUGCUCGGACUAUUUUCUUUCAGACAUUUCUUUUUAAGUCGAUUAAGAAGCUAUAGUGAACAUAACACGUAAAAGAUUCUAUGUAUAUUGUAGCUUGGAGGCAAAGGGGAGAAAAAAAAUCGUUGAAUGUAAAACCUAUAAAAAAAAGUCUUUUCGUUGUUCUAUUUGCCGGCUAGUUUGUACUGCCUGUAGUGAACCUGUAGCGCGUCUUGAUUUUAACACCCGCAGCUGUCGCCACACGGCUCUGUCAUAUGAAAUUAUGCACCUAUGCAGUAUUGCUUUACUAUCUUACUUUGUGCAAUGAGAUGCUUUUAUAAUGGAACAAGAACUAACUCAAGCUUUUUGGUGACAUCUGGGCUUCUUGCUCACACUGUUUCUGUUCAUAUUUUGUCUUUCUCCCUGCCAAAUAGAAAUGUUUCUGAACAUGUGUGUUUAUCAUGGCCGUGGAUGUUGUUUGUGGUUGUGACGUAAAGUUGAUGUUAGGCAGGAUAACCUUCAAAUUUUAACUUUGUGGGAAUCUUUAUCCUGCCCUGCACAUUCCAACCGACAGCACGCUUUUAGCGUCUUCCACUUGUUUCCUAUUUGACAUAUACUUCCCAUUUCAUUUUCACUACAGUGAUUCUUCUCUGAUCACCUUGUCCUUUUUCCAUUUCCUGUUCUUGUCCUAUCCAGCUUUACUGUGGUCCCACCCAAGCCUUUACCCAGUAUAUUAAGCUAAACUAAACCCUUGAAAUGUGCAUCAAAUAAAGCCUUCAUUUUAUAUUUCCACAUGUCAAAAUGUAUGUGCCGUUUUCUUGAAUGGCAGUUUUCGUGUUUGCAUAAACCAGCAGCAGCAAAGCCAAUAGAUCUCCUUCCAAAUCAAAUGUAAUGUAUACCAUUGCAAUGGCAGCUCCUCUCAAUUCUCUGCUUCUGCUACUGUGGCGUUAUUGUUUGGGCUUUUACAUUUUACCCUCUGUUUGUCAGAUCUCUCAUUUAAAUUACCUUUUUUCUCCGGUUAUGUUUUUUUACGGAGCCUAACACUGGCUGGUGUGAAAACGGACUUUUGCUUGUUUUUGUUUUUGCAUUGAUUUGUUGGUUGGUUGAUUGAUUGAUCGAUUUUCUGGUUGAGUUUGUAUUGCAUGUCUAGCAUUGCUCAUUUUUGUUCUUUUUGUUAGGAGAUACAACACUGAAGGGUUUUAUGUGUCAGAUUUCCCCUUUCAGUAACUGAUAGCCCACGGCUGAUGUAGUUUGUUUUCCUCUAAAUGUAAAAAUGCUCAUCGCAGCCUGACAAAAACACACACACACACACACACACACACACAAAGCUAAAAGCGCUUUUGAGGGAAAUGUAACGCCAGCCUCGGGUCUUCACUGGAGGGCAAGAUUUCUCCUGUGUGUGGGCUCGGCAACUGGUCUUCAUCUGCUGUCCCACGCACAUGGAGGAAGCACUUUCUGAGGAGUGGUGCACUCAGAGUAUUUGUCUGAAUGUCAAGCCUAUGUCUAGUGCUUGAAAAGAUGGAUGACCAUGUAUGAUGCUGAUAAUGUGAUCUAUGUGAUGUAAUGUGACAGAAAGAAAAUAAACCUGAAUGGAAGAAGUCUGC